Molecule: messenger RNA, 807 nt
Organism: Endocarpon pusillum Z07020
Lineage: Eukaryota; Fungi; Ascomycota; Eurotiomycetes; Verrucariales; Verrucariaceae
Exons: 4
Coding region: 1-807 (268 amino acids)
Source: RefSeq, a predicted model, not a curated record
AUGUCUUCCAGGGUCAUCGAUUGGAUGGCGCCUGAACAGAUGACAUCGAAACAACUUUACUGGUUUGUGGUCAGUAGAGUGCCAUCCGCGUUUGCCUACACUUCCGCCGCGGGCGACCGACAUGAAGUCGAGGAGAACCGUCUUCCGUAUGACAGAAGAGAAUAUUGUGAGGUGAGGGUCAGAGGUGUGGUGUGGGAUCACGUUGCUUCUUGGUGCGUUCAACUUGACACCCAUGAGGCGGUCGGGGAGCCCGGGAUGAUGGAGUUCUCGGUCGAUUUCGCGAGUGGGGUCACGGUCGAGAUGAAUGAUGACAAGAGACACCAGGCACACCCUGACUGGGUGACGGCGUUCAAGGUCCUUAACACGAGCUCAUGGCCGAUCAAACAAGUGGUCUGUCGUCUCAAAACCGGGGUCGCUACGCCUGAGGCUCUUCAGGACGUUCCGUUCGAAGGAGUCCUCGUCCCCUUGAGAUCCACCGGCGAUAUCGAGGUGCCCACGCUAGAUAGCAUAGACAACGUGGGGAUCGGGAGACUCGCAGCGUUGUGGCAGGGUGCUGGUCGACACCAAAUCUGCGCGUAUUAUCAUCUGGGUGACUUCAAAAUGGACCCGGUUCUCAGAGCUCAGGGGGAAGAGGCUGAAGGACUGAUGCUCCGGCGGCUGGGUGAUGCCUGGGUGAAUGGGACCGAGGUGUCCGAGACGGAUUUCGCGGAGCUAGAAGGGCUAGGGAUGAUAAGAUCCGAAUUCAUGACACUAUUGCGAUAUGCUGCCUGGAGGUUUUGCAGAAGAUCAGGAGGUAGUGAUACGUAA